AUGUCUUUUCGAUUUUCUGGGGGUUCCAGGGUCUGUUCUCGAGCUGGGUCUGUCAGGCUGUCCAGGGGAGGGGCAGGCUUUGUGGCUGGGAAUGUGUGCGUUGGGCCCGGAGCAGAGAGCAGUUUUUCCUGCACCCUCGGGGGCAUCUCUUCUGGAGGAAGCUUUGGCAAUGGCAACGAGGUGUCAGGAAGGGCGAACAGCGCUGGUUUCCUUAACAACGAGUCUGGGCUUCUCUCUGGGAAUGAGAAGGUGACCAUGCAGAACCUCAACGACCGCCUGGCCUCCUACCUGAACCACGUGAGCGCCCUGGAGGAGGCCAACACUGACCUGGAGAAGAAGAUCGAGGACUGGUAUGAGAAAUUUGGGCCUGGCAGUGGUCGUCGACUUGACUAUGACUACAGCAAGUAUUUCUCAGUCAUCGAGGAUCUGAAACGACAGAUUGCUUCUAUGACCUCCUGUAAUGCCAACCUUAUUCUUCAGAAUGACAACGCCAGGCUCACAGCUGAUGACUUCAGGAUGAAGUAUGAAAAUGAGCUUGCUCUACACCAGAGUGUUGAGGCCGACACCAACGGUCUUCGCAGAGUGUUGGACGAGCUGACGCUUUCUACGACCGACUUGGAAAUCCAGUGUGAGGCUCUGAGCGAGGAGCUGACAUGCCUCCAAAAGAACCACGAGGAGGAAAUGGGCGUCCUGCAAAACGCAUCAGGGGGGACCAUCAAUGUGGAGAUGAACGCGGCCCCCGGCGUGGAUCUAACCGCCAUGUUGAACAACAUGAGGGCUGAAUACGAAGAUCUGGCUGAGCAGAACCGCAAAGAUGCAGAGGCCUGCUUUAAAGAGAAGAGCGCGACGCUGCAGCGACAGAUUUCAGAUGAUGCAGGAGCAGCCACGGCGGCCAGAAACGAGCUGAUGGAGCUGAAACGCAACCUGCAAACUCUGGAAAUAGAACUCCAGUCCAUCUCAGCGAUAAAACAGUCCUACGAGAGUUCCUUGGCCGAGACCGAAGGGAAUUACUACGCUCAACUCCAGCAAAUCCAGGAGCAGAUCAGGGGGCGGGAGGAGCAGCUGCAGCAGAUCCGAACCGAGACAGAGGGGCAGAAGCUGGAGCAUGAGCAGCUGCUGGGCAUCAAAACGUGUUUAGAGAAGGAGAUUGGCAUGUACUGCAACUUACUGGAUGGAGAGGAACGAAGAAGUGAGUCCACAUGCUACAAAGCAAAGGACAGCAAGCCUGAGAAUGAAGUCAAUGACUCAACAGAAGAGACGUUUGUCAGAACGGUGGCUGAGGAGCUAGAUCAACUCGGCAGCCUCCUUUCCCUGAGAGUGCACUCGGUAGAAGAAAAAUCUUCUAAAAUCAGCAACAUUACCAUGGAGCAGCGGGUGCCUUCCAAAGCCCUGUAGUGACUGAAAGAUUGUUCUUAAAACAAAAGGCUGUCUCUGCAAAAUUCCAGUGGUCAAGUAACAUAAGAAAAUGAUCUGUGCCUGUUCUUAAAACUCCUCAGAGAACUAGACUCGGGUUUCCUUUCCCCACUUCUCCCACUGUCAUAGGUAAUACAGACGGAGGUGCCCGGACCCUUCUUGGACAGAGAAAAGAAAUCUAUGGAAAGCCAUUAUGAAGCCAAUAUGAAGCAGAGUUGGGGUUUACUAAAAGACAUUUUUAACUUGGAUCUGAAACUCGGGUCCAAAGAGAGGUGUUCAGAGAAGAAUGAGGUGUACCCUAGCAUGGGCUUGGGCUUUUUUUUU
Molecule: messenger RNA, 1737 nt
Organism: Microtus oregoni (creeping vole)
Lineage: Eukaryota; Metazoa; Chordata; Mammalia; Rodentia; Cricetidae
Gene: Krt26
Product: keratin 26
Exons: 8
Coding region: 1-1395 (464 amino acids)
Molecular function (GO): structural molecule activity
Source: RefSeq, a predicted model, not a curated record